GUUUACAAACUAUAGAUCUUUCCUCGCCCAAAUGCUCUAGGGUGUGCCAUGGCGGAGCCUGAGCAACGUGAGCCAUGGCUUCCUCCAGGCGAGAUGCCUUUGGUUCACGAGGCUCAGGCCUUCCGCUUAUGUUUGCGUCAAUGCCUUCCACUGGAGCUGCAUCCCGGACACUGGUUCCCUGUCUCCGUGGGCUGUCGGAAUGAGUUUGGGCUUUGGAAACGUGACAUGGACUUCGAGCCAGUGGCUCUUCAGCUCACGCUUCUAAGUCUGGCGGGGCAGGAUCUGGACUUGUGCAUUGAGACCGAAGGGUGUUUGGAGAUGGACAGCUCUGGAAAGUUGGAUUUUGCUGCUCGGGUGCUGUCAGAUCAUGUCGAAACUAGUGCCAUUCUGCUGCGUAUUUCAGCCGUUUCAGCCACACAUCCCCUUUUGCCGGUUCUGUCACCACCUUUGAUCUUGGGCUGUCGCUCUGGUGAGGAUCCCCUUCCGCGUCCUGGAACCUUAACUCUGGAACAAUGCCGUUUGAUUCGCGUGCCGGGCACCAGCAGCAGUUUGCUUCUUGCCGAAUGCGCUGGUGACUUGGGCAUCGGUGGACGGGUUUGGGAUGGAGGUUUGGUUUUGCUGGAAUAUUUGGCUUCGCUGCCAGGGCUUGGCCACUGCCUAGAACUAGGGAGUGGAACAGGCCUUGUGGGCUUGGGCUGUGCCCUACUGGGCGCCCAAGUUUGCUUGACAGACUUGAAGGAGGUGACUCCAUUGCUCGAGUUGAAUGUGGCCCUAAACCGAUGUCGUGGCUUGCAAUUGAAUGCCAAGGUUGAGACCUUGGAGUGGGGCACGGACCUCUCUGAUUUUGAGUGGCUUUCUGCAGACUUGGUCAUCAUGGCAGAUGUGGUCUACGACGUAGAGGCCUCGCGGCAGUUGAUGAUGACACUGACAGCUUUGGCAGCUUCCGAAUCAUCUUCGCGUUUCAUCAUGGCCUUCCGUCCUCGAAAUGUGGAGAAAGACUUCUUUCGAGAGUUGAGCAAGGAGUUCCAACUCACUGUGCUAGAAGGCUCUGGACCAUAUGCUAAGAUGUGCCAUGACCUUCAAAUCUUGCAACUGACAGCUGAGGAGAAGCGGAAGGCAGAUGCCGAAGCCAAGCGCUUGGCACAAGAGGCGGAAGCCAAACGAAAGGCGGAGGUGGCUGCCCAGAAGGCCCGCAAGGCUGAGGCGGAGGCGCGCCGCGCAGAGGCCGCCAGGCUCAAGGCGGAGGCGGCGGCGGCAGAGGCGGCCAAGGAGCAAGGCAGACAGUUUUUCGAUCAAGAGCCAGAAGAACCACAGGAGCAGCAUGGAGGGAGCGAGUUUGGCGACGGCACAUUGUCCGUCGUCGACGAGACUUCGAAUAUUCGCUUCAGCGCCUGGGUGAAUAUCCUUGUCGACGACGGCGAUUGGGGUCAAAUCGGAUUUCCCGACACUGGAGGCACCUUGCGAGUGAAGCUGGAUAUCUUCGACCCUGACAGUCCCAAUCUUACACUGCCCGUCUAUAUGCGCCCAGCCACGGAGCAGCCGGCGCCCAAAGGAGUGGGCUAUGACGUUUUUGCCAUCACCCAGCGUGGCAUGGAGGGCACUACGCCGUCCUUAAACUGUGACAACUCCAAGCUGCCUGAGACAUGUCCUCCUGAGGGCUGCCAGGUGAGCGACUUCACUGAUUGCCCGUGUGCCCUCCUGGACGGCACACCUCAGCUGGGGGGAGAUUUGGGCCGAUUUGGAUCCAGCGACUCGGCCAAUGAAAGCCAAGUCUUGAAUCUCUUCAACAAGAGACAGGCCUGGGGGCCACGCUGUGCUGCCUCAGAGAAGUUCCAACUGCGAGGAAGAGGUGGAAAGAUGUACAAUUUUCUAAACUACGUUGGCACUCAGUUUUUGGUAUAUGAUUUGGAUGAGAUGAGGAAGGCGGUCGGGGCUGAGAACUUGAGCAUCUAUGGAUACAGCUAUGGGACCUACGUGGGCGGCGUCUACGCUUCGGUCUUCAGCCAAUCCACCGGGCGUGUUGUCCUGGAUGGCGAUAUGGAGGCCUCACCCCGAAAGGAUGCCCAGUCCACUGGGGACGCCGUGGCCAACGACAAGUUCGUCGCGUAUUUGCUGAACACUUGCCAGGAAUCUGGGGAGCAUGCUUUGUAUGCGAAAGCCUCAGAAUGUUCACUGAAGGAUCCUCAUGUGACCUAUGCAAAGCUCGUGCAGCGCGCGCGAGCUGGAAAGCUAACGGCUCCCACUGAAUCGGGGAUGGACUUCCCGUUGUCGGUGGGGCUUUUGAUGGCCUACCUACAAGCAGAGUCUCCUGGCGUCGGCCACACCAACGAGUAUGAGUCUGCUCCGGGGAUUUCUUUUGCUGAUCCCUAUUUGGAGAAAUGUGCAGUGUGGGGCUUGGACCUGGCUGGCUACUACGAUGUCUCGAAUUUGAUGCAUCAGCCGCCUGGUGAGACAAAUCGAAUCAUUGCCUGGAUGGGUGAUGCUGGUUUGGCGGCGGUGGUGGGUGACAUGGCCGGCUAUUUCCUGUGGCGUCCUUUGAUUGUUGGAAAUUUGUUUGAUUCGGCGACGAGCUACAGCUGGGCACAGGAUAUGAAGAAGGCCUUUCCGGAUGGAUCCAUCAUCACAUGGCAGGGCCUGGGCCACACCUUCCCAACCUAUGCGACCGACUACAACCGACAAGCCAUUGCACACUGUUGGAGUCACAUCGAAGACUAUUUGCAGAAUGGCACCAUGCCAAUCAAUGGCCUGCUAUGUUGGCAGAAGGAAGACCCCAAAGUUGGUUGA
Molecule: messenger RNA, 2784 nt
Organism: Durusdinium trenchii
Lineage: Eukaryota; Dinophyceae; Suessiales; Symbiodiniaceae
Source: the annotation of a GenBank genome assembly